CAACUGAAAUCCCGGCAUCCUGCAGACCGGCUGGUCGCCGCAGUGUUGCGUAGCCCUCGGCCGCCACUAGGGGGCAGCGAUCGCACUUCGGCUGAACAGACAAGACUGGGAGAUGGCAAACGGAACCGGUGAAGAGAACGCAAGAUGAUUUAGAAAGAGGGACGAGAGGAGAGCUCGCCAAAGGAUGCGUGCCUCACGAAGACACCUGUGUGUGGUGCUUAUGGCCGCGGUGCCUCUGGCGUGCUUCUUCCUCUUCACGUGGUCCAUGAAGCCCUACAGCGUGGUCAACAUCCACUACAGGACUAGGGGGAACCCAGAGCCCGGAGUACACAUCUCGUCCCAGAAGUACGCGCACAUCCCGAUCCAGCCGAAGAGUGACGUCAUGAGGCUGCUCUCUCACAAUUCUUGCCAGUGUGUACGGGAGGAGAACGUCCUUAACCUGCCGUUUUCUGCCAAGCUCUUCUCCCAAGUGAAUGUAGCCACCUUCCAGAAUGCCUAUAAUGCCAGCGAGCUGGAGGAGGUGAAGAGGAGGCGCGCCCAGGAGUACCAUAGCUUUCUGCAGAGGCACCAGUCAGCGGCCGAUCAGUUACUCAUUGCAAAGGCCAACAGCCCCCUGGAAUACCCAACACAAGGUGUGGAGGUGCGACCCCUGAAGACAAUCCUCAUUCCAGGUCUCAGCUUACAGGCCCCCCCGAAAGAGAUUUACUGGGUGAACCUCACAGCAACCCUGGGCACCUUCAGUGUGGCUGCCGAGGUUGAGGAAGUGAAGGUCGCUGGUGACAGACAGAUGCACCUUACCUUGUCCAGUCCUCGUCUGUCUCACCUUAACCGCCAGCUGGAGUUUGUCACCUACACCAACACUCUGUUUCACCCACACACAGCUGACACAGUGCAGUUUGGGACAGACGGACACCAGGCGUCUUUCACCAUCAAGAUCCACCAUGCGGUGGUGCCAAAGCUUUAUGACACCGGAUCGGAGGAUGGGUAUAACAUUAGCAAUUUGGUCACCAUCGCCACCAAGACCUUCCUGCGCUAUGACAAACUCCGCACCCUGAUUGACAGCAUCCGGCGCUUCUACCCGACGGUCACCAUUGUCAUCGCGGAUGACAGCGAGCAGCCCGAGAGGGUCCAGGGGCCGUACAUCGAGCAGUACUUCAUGCCCUUUGGCAAGGGUUGGUUCGCCGGACGCAAUCUGGCCAUCUCUCAGGUGACCACCAAGUAUGUCCUCUGGGUCGACGACGACUUCAUCUUCAGUGGCAACACGCGGGUGGAGAAGCUGGUGGACGUGCUGGAGAAGACCACCCUGGACCUGGUAGGGGGCGCCGUGAGGGAGAUCACGGGAUACACCACCACAUACCGGCAGCAGAUCGGCGUGGAGGCAGGCGGUGAGGCUGGUGACUGUCUACACAUUCGCCGCGGCUACCACCACGUCAUCGAUGGAUUCCCCAACUGCGUCGUCACGGAUGGCGUCAUCAACUUCUUCUUGGCCCGGACUGAGAAGCUGCAGCAGGUGGGCUUUGACCCACGACUGGCCAGGGUUGCCCAUCUAGAGUUCUUCAUCGAUGGCCUUGGGAUGCUCCACGUGGGCUCGUGUGACGACGUCAUUGUGAACCACGCUUCCAAGAUCAAGCUCCCAUGGACGCGGACAGACAGCGAGAAGACGUACGCCAAGUUCCGUUACCCCAAGAGUUUCCAUGACUCGGCCCGCGUGAAGGAGACCCUCUUUUACUUCAAGAACCGCUUCAAGUGCAUGACGAGCAAUUAGCUGAAGUCCAGGGCCGCGGCUCCUGAUUGCCAGGGAGUGCCUUCUUAAGUGCCAGUGGCUCUUUCUAUGCCUUUGUGUCCCAUUGGACUUGCUUCUCCAGCCAGCCAGUGCCAUCACCCCAUCAUCCUCCUGGGGGUUCUGAGAGGCCAACGCCAGCCUGAUAUGUUUAGACGGCGGGCACACCAAGGUGAGGAAUGUGACUACCUGGCCAGCCUCCCACAUGUGCCAAAGCAGUUAAAGGUCCCUGACUUUUAGUUUUGAACUUCUCCAAGCCAGUGGACGAACGGGCAGGAGGGAGAGGACAAUCGAGAGGAGGCGUAAAAUGGUGGGGAAGGAGAGAAGAUGGAGGAAAAGAGAAGUGGACAAAGAGAUGGACACAGUGGGUUAAGAAACCGUGCCUCUGCUCUGUGUCUCUUACCUCAAGCUGAAGCCCCCCAUUAUCACAUUGGCAGCAGCUGUAGCACCCCCUUUCAAAGUCGAUGGCCAGGAGGCCAGUUCCCCUACCCUGUGAGGUGACACAGGGGACAUGGCAAAGACAACAGGGAGUGUAGGAAGGGGCAGUGCAGAGCUGCAGUGUGGAUUGAUGACCAGCAGAGGGCAGACGAUCUCGACACGCUAGUCCUGCUCUGCUACAUGAGACACUUGAAUGAUGGAGACGGCCAUUUCAUUAAUUUAUUUAUUAUAUUCAUCAAUUCGUGUGCAAACAGAAAUGCAUAUCCUUCCACACGGAGGCGCCAUUGAGGCACUUUUAUGUCUCUUGAAUGUAAAUCUGGACUCUUUCUGGGAUGCGGUGAUUGUUUCAAAGUUCCCUCGGUUUUGUUUGUUUGCAAAGUGGCCUUAGGUGAAGUGUCACUUGGGGGUUGAGGCGAGACACUGGAAAUUCGGAGCCCCCGAGUGACCAUCUAAAUGCUGCCUAAGUAAGGAGGGCACAGUUCCGCGUGGGACAUUAGGGUGUCUUGGGGAGGGGGGAUUUUAUUUUUAGUACUGCAUUGCAGCCAACCGUGAGCAAGAGCCAUUCACCUUCACUGGCCACUCUUGGUCUCUGGUGCAGACCACUCUUUCUAGGGGGAUUUAGGGGCUUGUAACAUCUAAAUAGCGACUAGGGGGGACUAUAACAAGUAUAUAGGGGCAUAGACAUUUCUGAAUGAACACCAGGGGGAUUCAGAGAAGCCUGUAGGAGCAUGCAUUACUUCUAAAAAAUCAUAUAAGGACAAAGACACCUCCGAAUGACCGCAAAGGGGAUUGUGAAAAGUCUUUAGUGGACAGCAUACCUCUAGAUGACCAAUCUUUCCUUUUUUCCAGCAGUGCUGCCCAUCUCUUAGGUUACCCGCAUCUCCCAUCUUCGAAGCCGCGCUUCACUCGGAACACAAAGAAACCGGACAGCACUGAACCCUACUGACGAAAGCCAUCCCCUAGUGGGAAUUACAUGAUGUGGACACUAGGGGGAGACAAAGCGCAAGCCUUCAAAUAGCCAUCCUGGAGCACGUGACCCGACUGUGCCACCAGAAAGGGGUUUUAGAAUUUGAGAAAGCUGUCAUCUUCAGAGCCGCUCAUCCAAAGAUUUUUUGAAUCCCAGUGAAAUUGCUGGCAGCCUGCAGCUUUUUUUUUAUUCCAGUAGGGGGAGACAGAUGACCACUUAAGAGACAGCAGGUCCUGACGUCAGCUGCAUGAUUGCCUGCCAUUUAAAAUUCAGGUUUAGUGUUGCAUGCACGGAGUAGAAGGGAUGGUAGAAGUCUGGGAAAUGCCAGGGAUACAGAACUUGUCACUGAAACCUGGAUGAGCCUCUAGGGGGCACCCUUGGACUUUUGGGUAACCAAUAACUGCUUGUAAAGGUUAAAAGAAAAGUCUGAGUUAAAACACUUGAGGGCAUAUAGGAGGUAUGGGAGUUUGGGCAGUGGCAUGGCCACUAGGGGGCCUCAGAGGGACAUCCACAUACCUCUGCGUUAGCACAACAGGACCUGUGAAAAGCCUUUAGGGACAUGUGGACCUCUAAAUGGCCACUAGGGGAAUUCGGAAAUUUUAGUAGGCGCACACACCUCUACAUUGCUACCUUGAGCAUGGGAAAGGCGCUAUAUAAAUAAAAUGUAUUAUUAUUAUUAUUAUUAUUAUUACAUAACCACAAGGAGGAUUAUGAUGACAUACACACCUCUGAGUGACCAUUUGGGUCACACCAACCUCUGAGAGGCCCCUAGGGGAUAUUGAAUAGUAAAUAGGGACAUACAGCAUUCUGAAUAGCCGCUAGAGAGACUUUGAGUGACCAGUAGAGGGCAUGCAUACCUCUGAAUGACCACUAGGUGUCAUUCUGAAGUUUUUAGUUGGAGCACAGAUCUCUAAAUGGUCACUAGGGGGAUUGUGAACGGCAAAUCGGGAUAAACAUACUUCUGAAUGACCACUACAGCGAUUGUGAAAAGCCAGUAGAGAGCAGAAAUGACCACUAGGGGCAACUGUGACAAGCCUUUAGGGACAUGUAUACCUCUGAGUGGCCACUAGGGGGCUUCUGAAAACUCAGUUGUGAGAAGACAAUGAGAAGAUUCUGAAUAACAAAAAUGGAAGAAGACCCCUCUUAAUAACCAUUCCAGGGACUGUGAAAAGUCCUUAGGAACUUGUACACUUCUGGAUGGCCACUAGGGGGAUUUGGAGUUUUUAGUUGGCGCACAGAUCUCUAAAUGACCACUAGAGCGAUUGUGAAAAGCCAGUAGAGAGCAGAAAUGACCACUAGGGGCAACUGUGAAAAGCGUUUAGGGACAGUUAUAACUCUGAGUGGUCACUAGGGGGAUUCUGAAAACCCAAUUUUGAUAUACACCCCCUCUGAAUAACCAGUAGGGUCACGCAUACCCCAGAGAAGCCACUAAGAAGAUUCUGAAUGACAAAAAGUGAAGCAGACCCCUCUCAAUAACCACUCCAGGGACUGUGAAGAGUCUUUAGGGUCAUGUAUACCUCUGAAUAGCCACUAGGGGGAUUUAGAAAACCCUGUCUGGUGACAUUCACGCCUCUGAAUGACCAUUAGGGUCACCCAAACCUCAGAACUAUUGAAUAGUAAGUAGGGACAUACGUGAUUCUGAAUGGCUGCUAGAGAGACUUUGAAGGGUCAGUAGAUGGCAUGCAUACCACUGAAUGACCACUGGGGGCAAAUGUGACAAGCCUUUAGGGACAUGUAUACCUCUGAGUGGCCACUAGGGGGCUUCUGAAAAUUCAGUUGUGGUAUGCACCCCUCUGAAUAGCCAGUGGGGUCACAUAUACCCCAGAGAAGCCACUAAGAAGAUUCUGAAUAACAAAAAUUGAAGACCCCUCUUAAUAACCAUUCCAGGGACUGUGAAAAGUCCGUAGGAACUUGUACACCUCUGGAUGGCCACUAGGGGGAUUCCGAAAUUUUAGUACAAGCACAUACUUCUGAAUAACCACUAGGGGGAUUCUGAAUAGCCAGUAGGGGCCAAGCAUACCACUGAAUGGUAACUAGGAAGGACAGCGAAUUUCAAAUAGGGGCACACAACUCCAAAUCUCACCACUAGAGGGAAAAAAACUGCAGGGUGAAGUAUACCUCUGAAUAACCACUAGGGGGCACCCCUGAAUGACCACUAGCUGGAUUGUGAGAAGCCAGUAAGGUGAAUGGCCACUAGAGGGAUUCUGAACGUUCAGAAGGGGCCCAGAAACUCUCUCUCUCUCACACACACACACACACACACACCUGAGGAUGGUCGCCACGGGAAUUCUGAAUAGCCCGUGGAAAUAAAUACGCCUUCGAAUGACCACUAGGGGGAGGCAGGGACAAAGAGACCUCUAAAUGAGCAUUAGUGGAACCGAGCCCUGUUGUGGUCCCAAGUAAGGGUCCCUUCUGAAUUCUGAAAGCCUACUUGGACUGACUGAAGUAUCUGACCAGUCAUUACGGGCAUAAUGACUUUUAAAGAGCCACUUGGGGGUCAGCAUAUCAUGGAACAAACGUGUGAAAACCAUACGAGUGAUGCAGAAGUCCAAACAGACAGAAAACCAAUCUAUAACUGGUUCUGCUAUCCCGGGAAUAAAAAAAAAAAAAUAGUAGAGAUACCAGACUUUGGAUAGACAGAGCCUAACCUGGAGUGAGCAGAUUUUUGUGUAGGCAGUUAUAGUGCAGGUUUCUGCAUAUUGUAUAAGGAAAACACCGAGGAUGAAAGAUCAGCAAAUCCAAAUAGCUUCCCUACGAGUGCAGUACCCAGAAAGUCCACAAGGGGGUCACAGACAUCCUGCUUAAUGCAUUCAGCCAUUUCCAAUAGAUCUCCCAGAGCUAUGACUUACAAUAACCACUAGGGGGACCCCUAAGCCCGUGGAUUCUUGUCAGUCAGCUUUAGACUGCCGCUAGCGCGAGAUGCAGCAGCUGGGGUAGCCACUAGAGGGCACACACGUCACUUUUGAGGGGUGCAGAGCGCUCUGUUGCUUUUUAUGAGGGUCAGGGUGUUUGUGCCAACCCCGAUCAAUGCUGCAGGAACAGAGAAGCCAAAUCAAUGCAACGGGUGCCCGCAGUGACACUCCUGCACUGAACAGAGCCAAAGAAGGGCAGCCGCACUCCUCUGCGUUGGGCAGGGGUGAAGUAUGGCAACGCCCAUCAGGACGGGCUCCUCACAACACAACAGCACCAGAUGGCACCAUCUUUUGACUUUGUUUGUUUUGCCGCAGGUUCCUUUGUUGUUUGAGGUUUCAAACGCGUGUAAACCUGAUCCAGGUUGCUUACUUUUCAUUUUUUUAUAUUGAGUUCUAUUUUUGAUAAGUUUUGCUCUUGAAAAUUCAGUAAAGGUAAAUGGGCUCUCUUGCCAGGGACGCCUAUUCCCAGCAUGUGAAUGCGAUUCGAUGGGCACAAAGCAAAGGGUGAGCAGGUGUGAGCGCCCGGUGUUUCCAGAACAUUCCUCCAGAUUGUUGGCGCCCGAGGGACAGGGAGGGGGCACAGACUAGCUGCCGGGUGCUAUAGAGUGGGCACACCUGGCCUUGGCACACACCUCCUGCCAGCAUGAUGGCCCAAUCCCCCACCAUCCCGGCAUCUGACGGGACAUUCACUCACAAUGCAUGUUUUUUUUUUUUUUUAAAUCAAUGUGGCAGCUCAACUAUUUGAAUUCCUCUUGUACUUUGAAGACGCGGAUACACGAUGCCACUCUGGGCAUCUUACAGAUUUAUAAAAAGUGGCAAAUAAACAAUUUUUUAGUCAGCG
Erpetoichthys calabaricus (reedfish) is the source of this 6938-nucleotide messenger RNA. It is a transcript of the gene b4galnt1b, whose product is annotated as beta-1,4-N-acetyl-galactosaminyl transferase 1b. Gene Ontology annotation, molecular function: hexosyltransferase activity. The transcript is spliced from 12 exons. Gene Ontology annotation, cellular component: Golgi membrane. The record is from RefSeq and is a predicted model, not a curated record. Gene Ontology annotation, biological process: ganglioside biosynthetic process. NCBI's taxonomy places the organism in Eukaryota, Metazoa, Chordata, Cladistia, Polypteriformes, Polypteridae. Bases 185 to 1765 code for a protein of 526 amino acids.